Colossoma macropomum (tambaqui) is the source of this 3386-nucleotide messenger RNA. RefSeq names its product translocase of outer mitochondrial membrane 40 homolog (yeast) (gene tomm40). Gene Ontology annotation, cellular component: mitochondrial outer membrane translocase complex; mitochondrial outer membrane. The record is from RefSeq and is a predicted model, not a curated record. The transcript is spliced from 10 exons. Gene Ontology annotation, molecular function: transmembrane protein transporter activity. NCBI's taxonomy places the organism in Eukaryota, Metazoa, Chordata, Actinopteri, Characiformes, Serrasalmidae. Gene Ontology annotation, biological process: protein import into mitochondrial matrix. The coding region runs from base 78 to 1100 and encodes 340 amino acids.
GUCGUCAGUCUUGUAGGUUGUGCCAUAACACCGUACCGGCGCUUUAUAGCCGAAGAACUGGACCGCAUUGCACAACCAUGGGCAGUGUGUUGGCUGCCAGCUCCCCAAACCCUCCCGCUUCGGGGGGUGGUGGCACCCAGGCGGGCCCGGGGCUGGUGGCAGUACCUCCAGGGUUCACCAUGCCCCCAGUAUCUCCAGCCCAGUCCUCCACAGGCCAGCCUGGGACAGAGACAGAGCCCCCUUUGCCCAAUCCAGGGACAUUUGAGGAGUGUCAUCGGAAGUGCAAAGAAGUCUUCCCAUUGCAGAUGGAGGGAGUGCGGCUGGUGGUCAACAAGGGGUUAAGUAAUCACUUCCAGGUUAGCCACACAGUUACGCUUAGCACCAUUGGAGACUCUGGUUACAGGUUUGGAGCCACAUAUGUUGGGAGCAAACAGACUGGACCUGCUGAGUCUUUCCCUGUAAUGGUUGGUGACAUGGACAACACAGGCAGUCUCAACGCACAGGUUAUUCAUCAGCUGACAACACACAUACGCUCCAAGGUGGCUAUGCAGACACAGCAACACAAGUUUGUGAACUGGCAAUGUGAUGCAGAAUACCGUGGAGAUGACUUCACUGCUGCUAUAACCCUUGGCAAUCCAGACAUCCUUGUUGGAUCUGGUAUUAUAGUGGCCCAUUACCUUCAGUCUCUGUCACCUGCUUUGGCACUGGGUGGUGAGUUGGUUUACCACAGGAGACCAGGAGAGGAGGGUACAGUGACCUCAUUAGUGGGCAGGUACACAGGUAACAACUAUGUGGCCACGUUGACGGUUGGAGGAGCUGGUGCGCAUGCUUCAUAUUACCACAAAGCUAAUGACCAGUUACAGGUCGGGGUGGAGUUCGAGGCUAGCACACGGACGCAAGAAACAAGUGUGUCAUUCGGCUAUCAGGUGGAUCUCCCCAAAGCUAAUCUUCAAUUUAAAGGUUCAUUAGACAGUAACUGGGUGGUAGGGGCCACAAUGGAGAAGAAGUUGGUCCCCCUCCCUCUGUCGCUGGCUCUCGGCGCCUUCCUCAACCACCGCAAGAACAAGUUCCAGUGCGGCUUCGGCGUCACCAUCGGUUAGAGCGGCACGGGCGGCCAAGACUCUCAGCAGCUCUGCCCCUCCACCAGGCUCGGACUGGUGCAGAGAGACAGGGGGACAUGGACCAACACCGAAACUGAAACGGACUCGGAGGCGCUCAAACAGUACUGCGUUUUAACACUCACACAGAUGGACCAGGCCAGAGCGCUGACAGGACUACACAAGCUGAGUCCAUCAAGCUCUCUUCUAUCUAUCUACAAACAACAAUCAGUCAAAAAGCAACAGUCAGGCAGGUUGUUUUGCUGAUCAUGUGAAACCACUUGAUCAGAUAAGUAUAACAUUAAAAUAUAUGGGGAAAAACACAUUUUCUUGUUUACUUAUGAUAUGGUGCAUCCAGGUUACAUGGAGAUGCCUUUUACAUGUUUGUUCCUCAUCAUUUCUGCAGUUUUAUAGGCCCAGGGGUCAUUUCUGAAAGGGAAAUCUGCCAUUUUUCUUGGUCCUAUAAAGAAGCAACAAGUACAUAUAUUUAGUGCUUAUUUCAGACACCUGUGUUUUGUAGGUUUUGGUCACUUUUAUUUUAUAUGAGUGUUCUCAAGUACCCAAUUUCCUCCUCUUUUCAUACCAAUGGCAGUGUUCAAAUUAUUCUGCUAGACAAAAAGUAGAAAAUAAGCAGGUCAGCGUCUCUCAUAUCCAAGUCAUACUGUAAUGUACUGUUAUGGAAUGGACGUUUCCGUGUCCCUUUGUCUCUGACCAGACAUACAAAGCUGUCAGAGUUUUGACAGGUAGUAGAUGCCGGUCUUGUACUUUUUUUAGUUGAGGCCUCAGGCCAAAUUUGUAUGCUGGGUUUAUAUUCUUUAACAAUCAAGUUGUGUUUUUUUUUGUUUUUUGUUUUUUUUGCUUUUUUUUUUUCCCCAAUACUGAUUCAAAUCAAGAUUCACUUUUUAAUGCCACAAGUGCAAGACGUUAUUACUUUACAUCCGUCUGAGGGGACAGACAGAGAAGAACAAAAAAAAUCUGCUUUCAUCAGCUUUGCCUGAAAGAAUGUCCUUUGACAGGGGGGUGCAGUUUGGUUUAUGUUCAUUUCCUAGGUCAGGGGUGGGCAAAUGUGGUCCUAGAGGGCUGGAUUUCUGCAGUUUGGUGAUUUUUCCAGCUCAAGUUCACCUGAUUGAGUAAAUUACCAGGUUUGGUUGGUGUCUUAGAGCAAGGAAAUCAGCCAACUGGCUUCAGUUCCCCACCCAGGUCUUAGGUUUAGACACACUGUUGCCACGUUGUCAUUUGCUGAAGUGACCGUAGUUCAUGUCCAAUUGAAGAAAAAUGAUUCUGAUUCUUUUAGCCAGCUAACUUUAGCCAGACUCCAGAGUGUCUGAUAUAAGUGGCAAAGAGAAUCUCUCACUGGACAUUUUUGACCUUUUUCUCCAUAAACUGUCCCAAUAAUUGUAAAACCAUGCACCUAAAACUUCAAGGUUCCCACUAUUCUCCAACACACAUGUUCUAAUGUUGGCAGCUAGCUUUAGAACGUUCCAGAACAGACACUGACAGGCUAAAUGAACCCGUGUGAACUGAGGAGAACAUUCUAGACCAGUGUGAAUGGGGAAGAACAUUGUAAAGAUUCUGAGUAAUCACACGUACACCAACCCAAACGUUUGUUGAAAAACUUUGGGUCUGUGUGCUUUACGUUUGAUUUAUCAACCUUCAAGAAAAAUAUACAGGUUGAGCCAGUGGUCACCAACUCCUGGAGUCCUGGAGAUCUGCCUUCCUGCAAAGUCUACACCUGCUUCAGCUAAUUAACUUCCUCAGCCCUUGAUUGGUUGAAUCAUAUGCGUUUUUUGGGGGGUAGCUGCAUUUUAGAAAAGGAAAGUAGAGGAACAGAGUUGGUGACCUCUGGGUUAAGCCAUAGCCAACAUUCAGAUGGUGACAUCUGCCUGAAAGGAAAAGGCAAUGCAGUGGAAUCAGGGGAACGGAAGCUUGUUACAAAUACCGGUCAUUUAUUUAGCUUUUAGUAAAUGAAGGGACUGAUCUCUCGGUGUAACCAAUCAGACUUCAGUUCCAGCAUAAAACUGUUCCGAAUCCAGACGUCAUCGCAAACCUCCUGAUGGCUGGGUUCAGUUUGAAACUACUGUAUCUGCUGUAUGAAACGAACGAUCUGAAUGAUAUUUGACUUGCCUGCCUGUCUAAAUAGUGUGUAUUACUACCCUGUGAUGUUUGUUUAUUAUGCAAUGAUUUCUUGUCCAUGUGACAUGGGGAAGGUCUGCUUUUAUGGGUGUUGUGAUGGAUUAUUUUACAGUGAAAUUAAAUUGAAUUAAAAUCUGGCUCUGGUUUAAAUUACAA